AUGAAGAUCAGUGUAGAUGAGAGAGGAAACCACUGUAAACUAUUGAAACUGUUAAUAUGUCUGUUCUCUUCAGAGAAGUUUGAAGUUCUUGGUCCAACUGAUUCCAUUGUUGCUGUAGCUGGUGAUGACAUCAUUCUGCCCUGUUACCUCAAACCCAACAUCAGUGCAGAGGACAUGACAGUGGACUGGCUUAACCUGGAUUUCUUAGACGGUCGUGUCUUUCGUUACCAAAACCACAGAAUCAUACGAGAUGAUCAGAUUCUCUUCUAUAGUGGAAGAACUUCACUGUUUGAAGAGGAACUGUGGAGGGGAAACACCUCUUUAAAACUGACCAGGGUACAAGGCACUGAUGAGGGACGUUACAAAUGCUUAAUUCAGUCAAAGAGCUGGUAUGAUGAUUUCACUGUUCAAGUCCUCGUUAAAGUUGUAGGAUCCAAGCCAGUGGUGUCCAUUGAGGGACACAGAGAGGGAGGGAUGGGUCUGCUGUGUGAAUCAGAAGGCUGGCACCCUGAGCCUGAGCUGGUGUGGCUGGACAGUAAAGGAGUCCAUCUCUCUGCUGGUCCUCCUGAGACACACAGAGACUUAGAUGGAUUCUACACAGUCAAACGACAUGUCAUUGUCCAGGAGACUGACACCAACCACUUUACCUGCAGAGUCCAACAGAGCCGGAUCAAUGAGAAGAUGGAGACAGAGAUUCACCUCCCUAGUGAGUUGUUUGAUUACGCAACCCCAUGGAGAAUGGCCUUCAUGGUGUUAUGCUGUCUGGGAGCCGUCACUGUGAUUGGGUUAGCUCUGGUUAUCUACUGCAUACAUGACCUCAGGAAGGAGAAGGAUUACCUCACUGAGAAUCGAGAGCCUGACUUUGAAACCAUCAGAAGACAUGAAGUGGUUGUGACUCUAGAUCCUGAUUCUGCACAUCGUAAACUCAUCCUGUCUGAUGAUGGGAAACAAGUGAGACAUGGAGAACUAAACCAGGUUCUCUCUGACAACGGGAAGAGGUUUACCAAUUGGUCCUCUGUCCUCGGAAAUGUGGGCUUCUCAGGGAAGUUCUACUAUGAGGUGAAAGUGGAGGGGAAGACUGAGUGGACUUUGGGGGUGGUCAUACAGUCCAUCAAUAGGAAUGAGAGUUGUAUACCCAUCCCUAAUAAUGGAUACUGGACUGUGGAGCUGAAGGAUGGAGAGUACACAGCUCAUGCUGAUUCCCCUGUCACCUUCACCCCGAGAGAGGGGCCCCAGAAGGUGGGGGUGUUUGUGGAUUAUGAGAAGAGACAGGUCUCCUUCUACAAUGUGGAGGACAGGUGUCAUAUCUACUCUUUCACUGACUGCUCCUUCACUGAGAAACUCUAUCCAUUCUUCAACCCUGGUGAUUCAGAUAGUAUUUCACUGGUCGUCUGUCCUGUAGAUGCCACUGACUGACUGUUUUAAAUCAAACAAGGUGCAAUUGUUAUUUGUGAAAUGCUUGUUACUCUGCUAAUGUGCAGUAAAUAUACUGUAUAUAAUUUUAAAACGUGCUCUGCUGUUGGGACUCUGCUGUUGGGACUCUGCUGUUGGGACUCUGCUGUUGGGACUCUGCUGAUGAGACUCUGCUGAUGGGACUCUGCUGAUGGGACUCUGCUGUUGGGACUCUGCUGUUGGGACAGCUUUAUGUAGGUCCUGAUAGUUUGUGGGCACCGUUUGUAACCGUUAUCGUGCAAUUAAUGUAUUGUGUUGUGUAGUGGCAUUGCUGGAAUGCACAAGAUUUACAUGCUAAAAUUGCAACUGGUUGUGUAACCUUUCUGUUGUGUGCUCCUACAUUUAGGUAACAAUGUAGUAACAGCACAAAAAAAAUGUGUUCAACAUAUUGAUCAUUUGAUAAUUAAAUGUUCUGAAAGA
Molecule: messenger RNA, 1872 nt
Organism: Oncorhynchus nerka (sockeye salmon)
Lineage: Eukaryota; Metazoa; Chordata; Actinopteri; Salmoniformes; Salmonidae
Product: butyrophilin subfamily 2 member A1-like
Exons: 9
Coding region: 1-1416 (471 amino acids)
Biological process (GO): T cell receptor signaling pathway; regulation of cytokine production
Cellular component (GO): external side of plasma membrane
Molecular function (GO): signaling receptor binding
Source: RefSeq, a predicted model, not a curated record